AACUUAACAGAGACCUCAGCACGCAAGAAAAACCUCCUUUGUAUCAAACCUCACUCAUCCUUUUCCUUCCCUACAACCAGCAGUACUGAGAAAGCAAACACUAAAAAACCUUGCAGAGAGGAAGAAUUGCUUUCUGCAACCCUACUAAGCCAUUCUUUUCUUCUUUUUGUUCCAAUUCUUGUUUGUAUAUGUGUAUCUGACGACUUGAUUGAUUUCUUCGAUGUGCACGUACCCAUUCUUUCAGGAGCAAACGCACAUCCCAGAAAGCCAUAAACGAACUGUCAAGUUCACGACUGAGGUAGCCAUGUCAUUGAGCCCUCCUCGUGUCCGUAAUAAUGGCAGUCCGAGGACCACCCCGCUCUACUGGUGCUUCCAUUGCCACCUUGCGGUCAGGAUUGCCUCCACCAACCCAUCCGAGAUCAUUUGCCCACGUUGUAACGGGCAGUUCGUCUGUGAGAUUGACGUCGAUUUCACAGAGUACGAUCCCUCCCCCGACGCACGUCUACUCGAGGCUCUCGCUCUGAUGCUUGACCCGCCGAUCAGGCUCUUCAAUAAUACAGAAACUGAAUCUCGAAGCCGUCCUUGGUUCUGGCAGCGAAACCGUCGUUCAGUGGAAGAUCGUCGGGACCCAGAAGCGGAAGGCAUCACCCGCAUUACCAGUCCUCGAAAUGGAAGGUGGCUGCGUCGCAGGUUUGGCGGGAGAGAGAAUCUGGGCCUGGAACCUGGCAUUCUAGGACGGCCUCGGACUUGGAUUGUCGUUAGACCUCUGGAUCCUUCUGGCCCUUUCAAUCCCAUUCUCCAACCGGAACUUCCAGUUGCUCUGGGAGUUGAUCCUAGAAAUCAUCGUUUUGGGCCGGGGCUAGACGGAUUGAUGGGGCAACUGACUCAAAACGAUAGGCCAGGGCCUUCUCCGGCGCCCGAAUCAGCAAUCAACGCGAUACCAACCGUGCAAAUCACCAAGGACCAUUUGAUCAAUGACUCAAACUGCCCCGUGUGCAAGGACGAGUUCAAGGUUGGUGGGGAAGCAAGGGAAUUGCCCUGCAAGCACAUAUACCACUCCGAUUGCAUUGUUCCUUGGCUGCAGCUUCACAAUUCCUGUCCCGUUUGCCGGAACGAGCUACAGGCGCCGGUUGAAGAGGGCAGGAGACGCCGGAUGCGGUGCUUGAGGUGGAGUCAGUUGGCCACUUUCUGGCCUUUCAAUGCGAGAGACCGCCGUACAAAUCAACACGGCGACAACGUCGAUUCUUCUCGAAGGGAGGGCAGGAGACGCCGGCUGCGGUGCUUGAGGUGGAGUCAGUUGGCCACUUUCUGGCCUUUCAAUGCGAGAGACCGCCGUACAAAUCAACACGGCGACAACGUCGAUUCUUCUCGAAGGGUUAAUUCAUGGAGGAAUUCUUGCUCUAUUCUUUAGCACUUAAAAUUGUUGCUGCUAGUGCUGGAGGCAGUAGUUCUUUAUAUGGACUUUAUCGUUUAGACUGCUUUCUUUAGGAAUGUAAUAAUUAUUACUUUAUUGU
Messenger RNA from Carya illinoinensis, 1514 nucleotides. Its product is annotated as E3 ubiquitin-protein ligase RZF1-like. Bases 221 to 1411 code for a protein of 396 amino acids. Gene Ontology annotation, biological process: protein ubiquitination. The record is from RefSeq and is a predicted model, not a curated record. Gene Ontology annotation, molecular function: ubiquitin protein ligase activity. Lineage: Eukaryota; Viridiplantae; Streptophyta; Magnoliopsida; Fagales; Juglandaceae. Gene Ontology annotation, cellular component: cytoplasm. The transcript is spliced from 3 exons.